AUGGACCCAGGUAGAGUCUUGCUGUUAUUAGUUUAUGAAUUAAGUUAUAUACUUAAAGGAAAGUAUUUCAUUUUGAGAAAAAUAGGAUGCAAAAUAAAGUCCUUAUUAUAGUGUCUGAAUUGGUAUCGAUUUUCCAACAAAACAAACAGCAAUAUUACAGACUUUGUGGAAACAAGGAUUAAGCAUGCUGAUAGCUUCAUUUUUAUCAAUAAGUGACUAUUUGAUAUUUACAAACCAUAGAAAUCGAGAAAAUGAGAUUGUUUAAUGCUGUGAAAAACAUUGGAAGCUUACUGGCGGCCGAAUUUUAACAAAAUUUCCUCGGCCGUCAUUCAACGUCGUGCACUAUUCCAAAGUGUCAAGUCAGAAAACCCUUCGGUCGCCUUACGGCGCUAUUCAGCGUAUCUUUGUUUCUCGUUUUUUUUACAUCGAAUUAGAUUUUUUGACGUAAAAAAACGAAAAAAAAAUUCUUUUUUUCCCAGCCUGAAUAACCCCAUUACGAUUGCAAUUGUAUUGCAUUUAUUGCUUUAUAAAAAUAAGAUAAAAUACUCCGUGAUGAAGGCGGAUUGUAUAAAUGCAAAGAUUUGGGUGAAUGUGGCCGAGAAACAAAAGUUUUGUGAAUCAUGAGUUUCCGUUUGCAAGUAUUCUCUCAUAGGGCACUGCUUCUCUUUCUUUUCUCUCGUUUUGCGUGUUUCUUAUCUUCAAACGACUUUCUAAAACUGGGCCGCUGCGCGGUCCAAGCCGAUGCUCGGAAGCGGCUUCGCCGCUUCUUUGUUUCUCAGAACCGUUUGAAAGUUUUGUUCAUUUCUCAAUUUCUCCGUCAAUAAUUUUGUUAGAAAUGAAAAAAACUGGAGACGGACAAACGGAGAAAUGAACAAACAAGAAAACAGACGGACAUACCCGUGAAGACUUUUAUACAUAAAAAUAAUUUUCAGAUUUGUUGAUGGCAGAGUCGAGCGAUAUUCCGACUGGGACUUACACCUUAACUCUAGGUAGUUCAUUCGAUCCACAAAAAGGAAAACGAAGCGAUCAGGUCCCCGGUCAAUUCCAUACUUUACGAUGUCAGAACUUGCAAUUGAUCUUUCUUUUAGUUAAAACGAAUUGUUCAGAUGAUUUCAAGCCUAGUUCGGUUUCAAACGAAGCAGAAACGUACAUCGCCUACGGAUCUACUGGAGAUGUUCACGUAAGAUAUCCGAUCCACUAAUAUACUUUUUUUUCUGUGCUUUUUGAAGGUUUCGGUUCCCAAUGAAGGAGAUAACAUGACAGUUUACAAAGGAUCGAAAAAAGAGGCGAAGCCGAAAGAAUGCUUGCUUUUCUUUGAUAAGACUACUAAUAGUGUUCGACUGGAGAAAAUAACCAGUAAUAUAAACGUGAAGAAAACGAGGUUAGUUCCUGAAAAACAACAAAAUUCAACAAAAAUUUUCAAGAGAUUUGGACCCAGCAACCGAACAUGCUCUGAAAAAAGGUAUCGAAAGAUUGAGGACUUCGACACGUCGUUCUCCGACAGCUCCGGCAGUGGAUAUGACGAAAAUUCAACAUUCGCCGGAUUCUUCCGAUUCGAGUAGUGACUCUGAUGGUUCCACGGGUUCGGAGAGAUCGAACUCAAGCGACGACGAAGAUGUAAGUGCUCUCCUUGAACAAAUGCAGAGCAAACCUACGUCGGCUCCAACCUCUGCUCCAGUCACAGCUCCGACCUUCGCAUCCUCGAAUUUUGAAAGCAAGUCUCAAUACAGUACAACGGGUUCCUCAAAAAGCAAAAACAGGGGGUAACUUUCUCAAAGAUAAAAUAUACCUGACGAAUCAUAUUUUCAGUGACUCAGAAAAAUAUGGUUUGGCUCUCAGCGAAAGCUCCGAGGAAGAUUAAUGUGUCCAUUACUCGUAUAUUUUACAAAUAA
Caenorhabditis sp. 36 PRJEB53466 is the source of this 1892-nucleotide messenger RNA. The record is from the annotation of a GenBank genome assembly. Lineage: Eukaryota; Metazoa; Nematoda; Chromadorea; Rhabditida; Rhabditidae.